AGAAAAUUGAAUGGCGUCGGGCAGUGAAUAAUCAGCAGUAGGGCAGGCGUUCCCCUCCUCUGCCGCGCGGGUUGAGGGUCUCUGAGACUCCAUCUGCCUCCCCCAAUCCAAUGGAGCUCUCCGCUCUGAGCGAGGGCCUGCAAGCCCUGCCCCUCUCCUUGCAGCUGGCCAGCGGCGCGGCGGUCAUCUUCCUCUCCCUGCUGAUCCUGCGAGUGCUGAGCAACGCCUUCCCUGGGGCGGCGCCACCGGUAGAUGAGGGGCUGCCCUUCGUGGGUGGGCUGAUCAAGUUCAGCAAGGGCCCGCUGCCACUCAUGACUGAGAUGUAUGCCAAGCAUGGCGAGGCCUUCACAAUCCCUCUGCUGCACAAGAAGAUGACCUUCCUGCUGGGACCCCACGUCUCCCCCCACUUCUUCAAUGCCACCGACGACAAGAUGAGCCAGACCGAGGUCUACAACUUCAAUGUGCCCACCUUUGGGUACGGCGUGGUGUACGACGUGGACCAGCGCGUGCGCUCCGAGCAGUUCCGCUUUGUGGCCGACGCGCUGCGUACCGCCAAGCUGCGCACCUAUGUGCCCGCCUUCAAGAUGGAGGCUGACGACUACUUCUCCAAGUGGGGCGAGGAGGGUGUGGUGGACUUCAUGCAGGCAUUCUCCGACCUCAUCAUCCUCACUGCCUCACGCACCCUGCUGGGCCGCGAGAUCCGGGAGAGCAUGUUCAAGGAGGUGGCAGACCUGUACCACGACCUGGAUGAUGGCAUGCGCCCCAUCUCCGUCCUCUUCCCCUACCUGCCCACCGAGUUCCACCGGCGGCGCGACGUGGCGCGCGAGGCGCUGCGCGGCAUCUUCAAGAAGGUCAUCAAGGCGCGGCGCGACAGCGGCGUCAAGGAGGACGAUAUCCUGCAGGUGCUGAUUGACAGCCGCUACCGCAAUGUGUAUAGCGGUCGUGCCACCACCGACGAUGAGAUUGCGGGCCUGCUGAUUGCCUUGCUGUUUGCGGGGCAGCACACCUCUUCCGUCACCUCCUCGUGGACCGGCUACCGCAUGCUGUCCAACCCCAAGUGGUUUGCGGCAGCCCAGGAGGAGCAGAGACGGGUGGUGAGGGAGCACGGCGACAAGCUGGACAUGGAUGUGCUCAACGGCAUGGACACGCUGCACCUCAACAUCCAGGAGGCGCUGCGCAUGAACCCGCCGCUCAUCAUGGUCAUGCGCCUGGCCAAGGAGUCGUUCCCCGUCACCACCAGCCAAGGCAGGACCUAUGUGGUGCCCAAGGGCCACAUCGUGGCAGCCAGCCCCACCUUCAGCCACCGCCUGCCCCACGUCUUCAAGCAGCCGGACGAGUACCAGCCCGACCGCUUCCUGCCGCCACGCGAGGAGGACAAGCCGCUGCCCUUCUCCUACCUGGGCUUUGGUGGCGGCCGCCAUGGCUGCAUGGGACAGAACUUUGCAUACCUGCAGAUCAAGACAAUCUGGAGCGUGCUGCUGCGCAACUUUGAGUUUGAGCUGCUGGACCCUGUGCCCGAGCCCAACUACACGUCCAUGGUGAUUAUGCCCAAGGCAUGCCGCGUGCGCUACCGUCGCAAGAAGCUGGUGGCGUGA
Messenger RNA from Chlorella variabilis, 1595 nucleotides. RefSeq lists its product as hypothetical. Bases 111 to 1595 code for a protein of 494 amino acids. Gene Ontology annotation, molecular function: monooxygenase activity; oxidoreductase activity, acting on paired donors, with incorporation or reduction of molecular oxygen; iron ion binding. The record is from RefSeq and is a predicted model, not a curated record. NCBI's taxonomy places the organism in Eukaryota, Viridiplantae, Chlorophyta, Trebouxiophyceae, Chlorellales, Chlorellaceae. The transcript is spliced from 8 exons.